AUGGGUCUGUCUUUGCAGUACCUGGGGUUGUCCCUGUUAGUCCUGGUCGCCUUCUCCGGUCAGGCCUAUGCAUUUGGUGCCGGUAACAUCGCCUCUCUUUCCCGCCUAGAAGGCCAGAACUGGCGUCAUGGAGAUAUCGAGGAUGCCCUCCUCACCCUCUACAUGGCAAGAGUGGCUGGUGGUAAGAAAUUCGGCAAGCUGGACGUACAGCGGGUCUACUUCGGCAACUGGUUACGUGAUUACAGCCAGGCUGUCGAUGUGGGCACUGUCAAGUAUGUCAGUGCCGAAGCUAUCCGCAUCCUCCUCUGGGUCUUGGGCUUCAUGAGCUUUGGAUACGGAACCGGAGAGUUUGAAGUUACAACGGAACGACUGGGAUGUUACCAGCCCACGGAGCAUAUCGACAAUCCCCUAGGAUAUGCUGAGGGUGAAGAUGCGCGCGACUAUGAUCGCCGACUGCGUGGUCCUAUCGAUGAAGAGAGGGAGCUCUCGGUAGAUCCCCGAACUGGUUUGAAACACUACAUCGCAACAGAGGAUAUCGGGAUCGACAACUCGGCUACACUAGUUCGCCGUGUGCUCGGUCGCUCGAUCGAACUAGGUCGCCGUUACGGUCAAUCUGGAAACAAGAAAGACCUCUAUGAGGCCUUACGUCUGUUGGGUACUGGCUUGCACUGCUUGGAAGAUUACGCCGCUCACACGAAUUACACUGAGCUCAGCCUGAUCGAACUGGGAGAGACAGAGGUCUUCCCUCAUGUCGGACGCAAUACCAAAUUGCAAGUUGAUGGUGUCCCCGAUGAAGUCUUUCCAUGUGUGACUGGCACAUUUGGUGGUGUUGACUUCUUCCAUUCCGUCCUGGGAGAGCUGUCCGAUAAAACCAUGCAGUCUGAAAUCCAGUCUUUGGAAAAUGCAGUUGCCGAAUCAGAGAAUGCGGAUUCAUCCGAGAGCUUCUUGCAGACUUUGCUGAGCAAGAUUCCCGAUGGACUGCUUGGCGACGACAAUGAUCAGACUGGCAAAAUGGACGACUUCAAGUCAAAGGCAGAUGAGGCUAAGCACGACGGCCAGAAUAUCGAUCCUCGUGAACCCGAAGAGUGGGCAUUGUACCUAGACAAUGUCCAAAAGCAGAUCUACCCAGUCCUUGAGUGGCAUGACCAGCUUUUGAAAAGAAUCAGCAAGGCCAUCGAAAAGAUUCCAGUCCUGCCCGACUUGAUUGAACAAAUCCAGGACCAAAUCACCUUGUUUGUCUUCUCUAUUCUAGCUCCCUACGUUCUCCCCAUCAUCAAACAGGUCAAGACUGAGCUCGAAACCGGUUCUUCCGAGGUGAUCCAGAGCAGCCGAGAGCAGCAGCACAUUGUCUUCAACGACGAUGAUUGCUCAAAUCCGACUCACUCGAUGCUCUCCAAGGAUCACUUCUCCAAUAUUCUGAAUGAGCCUGCUGGUCGCAUUGCAUCGUCUGUUGUUAAAUGGACAGUCCCCCAGCUUAUGCAAUGUUGGGAUGAUGAGGAUGCCGAUAUUGACCGGACUCUUGAUAGAAUUAUUUCAGGAGUUUUCCACCACCCGGCUCGUCGUGGAUCUGGCCGUGAUGGAGCUUCUGAUAUGCAUGACAUCAUGUUCUCCACCGUCGAGAAGUGGUGGAGUGAAAAGAAUGAUGAGGAACGUGACAUUCUCCGCGAGCAGUUGAGCCGCGACGGUGUCCUUGAAGGCCGGAACCACAAAGACGGAGUCCAGGAUUGUGGACACGGAUGUGGCAAGCCGAUCGCCCUUCCUAAGAAGCAUGAUAGCUCUGGUGAAGGCCAUGAGUCCAUCGACUCUGGGAUCGAGAACAUGGCAUCUCAAGCUCUGGGAGGAGGCUCGCUGGGUGGCAUUAUUGGCGGACUCGUGGGAGGCAUGGGCUCCAUGUUUCUCAACAAAAGCGACUCCAGGCCUGACCGGGAGAGCCCAGAGCCUCAGAACUACGACAGUGGGAAUGGUUACCAGAGCCGGCCCCCGCACGAGAGCUACGAACAGUAUGGAGGGGACUCCUACACUCAACCAGAGUUUUCUCGCCCAAGUGAAUAUGGACAGCCAAGCUACGGGGGCUAUGCCGAGCCCUCGGCUCAGCGCGAGGAGUAUCGUCCUCGCCCCGACGGGUACGAAUAUCAAAGUGAGACUGUCUAUGGACAGCCUCCUGCCCGUCGUGAUGACUUCUCUGGUUAUGCGCCUCCAAUGGAAAAUUACGGACGCGAGGAGCAACCUCAAUACCAAUCGGAGAACCAGAGUUACUAUCACGAAGAGCGACGGGAGACCUAUCAAAGUGGUUACUCUGGAUAUGAGCGUACAGAGACAUACCAGGGAUACGGAGACCAGCCUCGUGGGGAAUAUGGACAGUAA
This is a messenger RNA of Penicillium paradoxum, 2364 nucleotides long. Its product is annotated as Het-C domain-containing protein. The transcript has 3 exons. Bases 1 to 2364 code for a protein of 787 amino acids. The record is from RefSeq and is a predicted model, not a curated record. Lineage: Eukaryota; Fungi; Ascomycota; Eurotiomycetes; Eurotiales; Aspergillaceae.